Onychomys torridus (southern grasshopper mouse) is the source of this 825-nucleotide messenger RNA. RefSeq names its product peptidylprolyl isomerase H (gene Ppih). Gene Ontology annotation, molecular function: peptidyl-prolyl cis-trans isomerase activity. The record is from RefSeq and is a predicted model, not a curated record. Lineage: Eukaryota; Metazoa; Chordata; Mammalia; Rodentia; Cricetidae. Gene Ontology annotation, biological process: protein peptidyl-prolyl isomerization; protein folding. Gene Ontology annotation, cellular component: intracellular membrane-bounded organelle. The transcript has 10 exons. Bases 98 to 631 code for a protein of 177 amino acids.
GGGCCCAACUACGGUCGGUUUCCACUGCGCCUGUGCUUUGAAUGAAUUCCGCAAGGCCGGUCACCGGAAGCUGAGCUUCGCCUUCCGGGUCAGAGCCAUGGCGGUGGCAAAUUCAAGUCCAGUUAACCCAGUGGUCUUCUUUGAUGUCAGCAUUGGAGGCCAGGAAGUUGGUCGCAUGAAGAUCGAGCUGUUUGCAGACGUGGUGCCUAAGACGGCAGAGAACUUUAGGCAAUUCUGCACUGGAGAGUUCAGAAAAGAUGGUGUUCCUAUAGGAUACAAAGGAAGCACCUUCCAUAGGGUCAUAAAGGAUUUCAUGAUUCAGGGUGGAGAUUUUGUUAAUGGCGAUGGUACUGGAGUCGCCAGCAUUUACCGCGGUCCAUUUGCAGAUGAAAAUUUUAAACUUAGACACUCAGCUCCAGGCCUGCUUUCCAUGGCAAACAGUGGGCCGAGUACAAACGGCUGCCAGUUCUUCAUCACGUGUUCUAAGUGUGACUGGCUGGACGGAAAGCACGUGGUGUUUGGAAAAAUCAUUGACGGCCUUCUGGUGAUGAGAAAGAUCGAGAAUGUUCCCACAGGCCCUAACAAUAAGCCCAAACUGCCAGUGGUAAUCUCACAGUGUGGGGAAAUGUAAUCUCAACCAAGACUGAACCGGGUCCUCUGUGUUGGGUGACAUUCUCCCGAGAGUCUGACAAGCUGGACUGGCCUCUGUGUGUGCUUCUCUGCCUCCACAAUGUGGGAUCCAGGGCCUGGAAGUAUCACAGAUAGAACCAAGACCAUGUUUGAAUUUUGAACUGUAAAUAAAGGAUUUUUUUUUUAAUGCAUGGA